Messenger RNA from Quercus lobata, 1387 nucleotides. Its product is annotated as iridoid synthase CYC2-like. The transcript has a single exon. Bases 127 to 1266 code for a protein of 379 amino acids. The record is from RefSeq and is a predicted model, not a curated record. Lineage: Eukaryota; Viridiplantae; Streptophyta; Magnoliopsida; Fagales; Fagaceae.
UUGUUUUUUAUAAGAGAGAUGCAACGUGAAAUUUGCACAGCCUAAGAUACUUUGAAAUUUGCAACUUAUCUCUUGCUUUCAGCUCUCAAAAUUGCAAUCAUCUCUAGCUCUCAAUCUCCCUCACAAAUGGAGCAAGAGAACCACCCCAACGUCACAAACAUAGCACUAAUAGUUGGGGUAACAGGCAUGGCUGGCUUGAGCUUAGCAGAAGCCUUAAAAAGCCCCAAUGCCCUUGGUAGCCCAUGGCAAGUCUAUGGCGCGGCUAGGCGCCCCGAGCCGAGCUGGUUCCCGUCCUCCAUUGUCGACAAUUACAUCACCUUCGACGCCACAAACUCCGGUGACACACAUGACAAGCUUGCCCACAUAGCUAACAAGGUCACCCAUGUCUUUUGGGUAGCCAUCCAAGUACGUGAAAAUGAAGAAGCUAAUGUUAAAGUUAAUGCAGCCAUGCUAACCAAUGUGCUCAAUGUCCUAAAAUCAGGUCCAGCUUCACGGCUUAGCCACAUAACCCUUCAAACAGGCACUCAACACUACAUGGGCCCAGUCCAUGAUCCAGCCCAUUUGGCCCAUCUCAUCCCUCAUGAGCCACCAUUCAUUGAAGACUUGCCCCGCCUUCCAUACCCAAACUUUUACUACGCGCUUGAAGACCUCAUGGCAUCACACGCGUCGUCGUUGACCUAUUCCGUGCACCACUCGUCUAUCAUAACCGGCGCGUCUUCAAGAAGCGUGUACAACGCGCUGCUGACGAUGGCCGUGUAUGCAAUUAUAUGCCGACAUGAGAACAUGGCGUUUAGGUUUCCAGGUACACGUUACACGUGGGAGCAUUUUUGUGACAUGUCAGACGCGCGUGUACUGGCGAAGCAACAUAUAUGGGCAGCUGUUACGGAUAAGGCUAAAAACCAAGCCUUUAAUUGCACCAAUGGUGAUGUUUUUACAUGGAAGAGCUUUUGGAAAGUAUUGUGUGAAAUAUUUGAUGUUGAAUUUGUGCCAUUUGAUGAGGCUGAAGAGUUUGAUUUUGUGGGGUUGAUGGAAACUAAAGGAAAAGUUUGGGAUGAGAUUGUGGAAAGAUAUGGGCUUUACAAGACGAAAUUGAAUGAGAUUUGUUGUUUUGCUGCAAUUAAAAAUGUUUUACAUUUUGGGUUUCAACAUGUUUGUAGCAUGAAUAAGAGUCGUGAAUUUGGGUUUUUUGGGUAUGCAGACACACUAAAGAGUGUUGGGAUGUGGGUUGAGAGACUCAGAAAGAUGAAGAUUAUACCUUCAAGGUAAGGUUAAUUACAACUAACUUUGUUAUUACUACAUGAUGUUUUUUAUGAUGUACAAGGACAUUAUAAUUUUAUUUUUAAAUAAUUUGUAAGACAUUUUCAUUAAGAUUCUUGAAUGUACUCAU